AUGGGAGGAGGAGGAGGAGGAGGAGGAUAUGGAGAUGAGGAUUGUGGUGACCUCUUGGGAAAUGAUGUGUACAACGAUAGAUGCCCGGAGGCAGAGGCCAUAAUAUAUGCAGCUGCUGGGAUCAGACUCAAUGUGUUUGAAGACCCAAGAAUGGCAGCCUCUCUGCUUCAUCUCCAUUUCCACGACUGCUUUGGCUGCGAUGCUUCAGUAUUGCUAGAUGACAAUGAGAACAUUGUUGGUGAAAAAAUAGCAGCGCCUAACUUUAACUCUCUGAGGGGUUUUGGAGUGAUUGAUGCAAUAAAACAGGAUCUUGAACUUGUUUGCCCUCGAACAGUUUCAUGUGCUGACAUUAUUGCAGUUGCUGUCCGAGACUCCAUCGUUGUGGUGUGUGCGCUAAGAGCUACAUAUUUCAUGUUUUUCUUUGUUAACAAGAAAGGGGUGCAACAGGAAGACUUCUCAGGAAGCCCAGAUAUGCUACCUUCGAGUUUCGACUAA
This is a messenger RNA of Pyrus x bretschneideri (Chinese white pear), 495 nucleotides long. RefSeq names its product peroxidase 40-like. Gene Ontology annotation, molecular function: heme binding; peroxidase activity. Bases 1 to 495 code for a protein of 164 amino acids. NCBI's taxonomy places the organism in Eukaryota, Viridiplantae, Streptophyta, Magnoliopsida, Rosales, Rosaceae. Gene Ontology annotation, biological process: response to oxidative stress. The transcript has 2 exons. The record is from RefSeq and is a predicted model, not a curated record.